UAUUAUAAUUCUUUUUGCUACGUACGAUAAAUGUCAACAUUUACAAUUCUUUUUGGUCAACAUUAUUGUUGGCUUCGGCAAUAUGUUUUUAUAAUUUAAAUCCGUAAUUACAAUGAUCAAAUUACCGAAGUUAAAGCGGGAUCCCAAGGAAACCGAGCAUCUUUGCAAAUGCCGUCCCGUGUGUAAGAGCCGCCGUCGGGAGUGGAAGGGUCAUGUUCAAAAUACGUCUGCUGAGCUCCUGCUGGAGAGGAAACCGGUGGCCGAAUGCUUCAGGAGGUGGCCAACGAAGGUAUACGCGAACAGCCCGUGCCCGCUAUUCGGACGCACGCGCCGUGUGACCGUGAAUGAGCGCAACGCUUCUCACGUCCCUACCGUGGUGAGGGUCUGCCAGGCGCCCAUAGAUGACACCGUCCACACGCCAUACUUGGAGUACGCCGAGAUGGCCAAGCAGCUUGGCGCAUGGGAUGCGGUGCGAGCGUGUUGCGCGUUUUGCGAGUGUGGCGCGUGUUGCCCGUGCGGUGUGAGGGACUACGUGUUGCGCGACGCGGAACGUGCGGCGCGGCGUCGCGGCGACAUGAGAGACUUCGACGCGCGCGUACUCGCCGACUGUCACAAGAUGAGGAUCAUGUAUGAUAAAUCUUGAUGGUGUUAAUUUGUUUUGAAUAAACAUUUUUGCUUCCCGGA
Molecule: messenger RNA, 684 nt
Organism: Manduca sexta (tobacco hornworm)
Lineage: Eukaryota; Metazoa; Arthropoda; Insecta; Lepidoptera; Sphingidae
Exons: 4
Coding region: 113-643 (176 amino acids)
Source: RefSeq, a predicted model, not a curated record